AUGAUUAAAUGUCUAUCCGAAGAAGUUCGAGUGAGACUUCGCUCCGGCGUGGCCGUCCCUUCUCUUCAACAAUGCGUCGAGGAGCUCGUCCUCAACAGCCUCGACGCCGGCGCGACGUGCGUCGGCAUCCGGAUGGAUCUGGACGCGCUCAAGGUGCAGGUGAUCGACAACGGCGCCGGAAUGAGCGCCGAGGACAUGGCGCGCGUGGGGAACAGGUACCACAGCGGCAAAUGCCACUCGCUGGACGACCUGGAUGAGCUCAAGUAUUACGGCUUCCGGGGUGAGGCCAUAGCGAGUAUCGUUGCGCUAGCUACACUGGUAGAAAUCUCAUCCCGGGCUCGAAACGCGGAGAAGACGCUCGUUAGGCUGUUCAAAAACGGAAAAGGAAUGGAAGUGUUUGAAAAUGACGAUUGUCGACCCACUGCAGGAACGACGGUCGUCGUUUGCAAUUUCUUCCACAACAUGCCCGUACGCAGGAAGAGGAUGGACCUCGUCCUGGAAGGUGAGAGAAUCAGACAUCGGGUAGAGGCCGUGUCUCUAAUGCACCCCUCUGUGUCUUUCACCUUGAAGAACGACCGUACGGGAGCCGUGAUGGUUCAGCUUCCUAAAUCUCGAGACACCUACCACAGGUUCGUCCAGAUCCACGGUCUGACCCGAGCUCGGAAACUGGGAGAGAUACGGCACACGCGCGCCCCCUUCGAGGUGACGGGUCACCUCGGCAGAGAGGGCCACUACAACGGGGGCUUGCAGUUUUUGUACGUGAACGGCCGACUGCUUCUCAGGACGCGGAUACACGCGCUGCUGAACUCGCUUUUACGCGGACUCCGCAGUCCGACUCGGAGGAACGACAGUCCGGAAAAACGGGCGGCCGUCGGGAACGACGCGCACAGACGCGGCCAAGACCUUCACGGGGUAUACGUCGUUAAUAUUAAAUGUUCCUAUUCGGAGUACGAUAUUAAUCUGGAGCCCUCCAAAACUCUAAUCGAGUUCAAAGACUGGGACGGUGUUUUGCUGUGCGUAGAGGAGGCCGUGAACGCUUUUCUGCGCAGGGAGAAAUCGCCGCUCUCCCAAGAUGACACGCCAGAUGCGUCGCCGAGGUCGUUUCCAGUCGACGACGCGGCGCGAGAAGACGCCGGCCCCGAUCGCGCCGUCCCGACACCGUCUGUUCAUCGUAAACAUGAGCCGUCUGAUGUGCUCCGACCUGACAACGAAGGACCCGUCGAUCAGAUAAAUGCGCUCCGCCUCGCCGAAAAUGCAGAAUCCAAAUUCGAUCAAACUGAAAACGAAAUCGCAACGGCAACUCUCCGUCCGCCGGAUUCGGCGGGAGAAGAAAAGACUUCCAGAACAAUUUGCGUCCGCUUUCCGUUCGUUCACGAAUGUCUACAGGACAACGCCGGGAAAGCAGCGGGUCAGCAUCUUUCAAAACGCAAAAUCUCCCUCACCUCACAAAAUAGUGAAAGAAGCGACAUUCCUUCAAAGAUUUCCAAAGUGCUCUCUGUGGAGUCUGGAUCACUUGACGAGUUUAGAAGAAUGUACGGAAAAUCUGUUGAAACAAACGUUACCUCGUCGGAAAAGCAAACGAACCCUCGACGACUUCCGCCAAACUUUUUAGAGGAUACUCAGAAUGUUGGUCUUUCCCUGAACCGGAAAACUAAAAGUGAUGAGCGACGACACGAAGCUCAUCACCUAGAGUACGCCGAGCUAAAACGCACAUCGCCAUCUUUAACGGGUAAACUUAACCGCCUGAAACAAAAGUGGACAAAAGACCAAAGGCGAGAUCGUUCCGCUCCCGUUGGUAACGAAUGCUUUCAAGACGGCUACAACGAUGCCACGAAUACUCAUGAGGGGACGGCCGCGUCUACCGACUGGCUCCGUCACUUUGAUAGCCAAACGGGAAAAACGGCCUACGUCAACAAAGUGACUGGCCUCAGCAAAUACGAGGAACCUCCAAAAGAAGGAAAGGGGGUCCGCUGUACGUCCGAUAUCACCAACAUGGCUAUUAGUGUCGUCUCUGAAACGGGGACGGAAUGCAGAUGUUACCCCUUCCAAGCGGAUCUAGUGCUGCCCUUCUUGCCUGAAGACAAAGAACAAAGAGUGCUGAGCGCAGGGACAGACGACAACGUCCGGACCUUCCGCUCGCUCUCGUCUUUGUACUCCAAGUGGAAGAACCCGGUGUUUGUGCGUCCUCCGGAGGUGGCUGUGGACGUUUCAAGCGGGCAAGCCGACGGCUUGGCCGUCAAGAUCCACAACAUCCUGUAUCCGUACCGCUUUUCCAAGGCCAUGAUUCACUCCAUGAAGGUGAUGAAUCAAGUCGAUAACAAGUUCCUGGCGUGCCUUAUCAACACGACAGACGAUACGGACACGGAAGGGAAUCUUUUGGUACUGUUGGAUCAGCACGCCGCACAUGAGAGAGUGCGUCUGGAAAAGCUCAUAGCAGAUUCCUUGGAAGACGAUCCAAACGCACGCGGCCAGAAACGUCUGUGUUCAUCCACUAUUUCGCCACCCCUGCGCAUCUGCGUGACUGAAGAGGAACAAAGACUGAUCAGGGCUCGUCGGACGGAUUUGCGGCGCUCGGGCCUGGAAGUGACGUUCUCUGAGAGGCGGGAUAACCGGGUGCUGGUAGGCAAAGUGCCACUUUGUUUUGUGGAGAAAGAAAAUACGGAGCAUCGGCGAAAGAGGCCGUCGGUUAUCAAGCGUCUGGUCGAGGAUUACCUUCGAGAAGAGAUGGAGUUACUUCGCUCCACCGGUACGGUGAAGGGAACUCUGCCGCUCACGGUGCUGAAAGUCCUGGCCUCUCUAGCGUGCCACGGCGCCGUCAAAUUCAACCAUCCCCUGAAUAGAGACGAGUGUCGCAGUUUGGCGGCGUCUCUGUCGUCCUGCCGGCUGCCCUUCCAGUGCGCCCACGGCCGGCCGUCCAUUGCGCCGCUCCUCGACGUCCUCCAUUUAGAGCCCGAGCGGAAGGAGCCGACGAAGCCCAACCUCAGAAAGUUAAGAAGUGUGUACAAAGCUUGGCUACUCUAUGGAAAUGAAUGA
This is a messenger RNA of Nerophis lumbriciformis (worm pipefish), 3033 nucleotides long. Lineage: Eukaryota; Metazoa; Chordata; Actinopteri; Syngnathiformes; Syngnathidae. The record is from RefSeq and is a predicted model, not a curated record.